Molecule: messenger RNA, 2781 nt
Organism: Filobasidium floriforme
Lineage: Eukaryota; Fungi; Basidiomycota; Tremellomycetes; Filobasidiales; Filobasidiaceae
Product: exocyst complex component sec5
Exons: 16
Coding region: 59-2710 (883 amino acids)
Biological process (GO): exocytosis; Golgi to plasma membrane transport
Cellular component (GO): exocyst
Source: RefSeq, a predicted model, not a curated record
AAUCAAGACUUUCGCAUCUUGCCCAACACUGACAUAGAUAGCGCCAAGUGGACAAGCCAUGUCGGCCGACUUUGAUCGGAUCGAUCAAGCUGCCCUGUUACAGCAGUAUGGCUUGACGAGCCUAAAUCCCAGCAGAUGGGAGGACGUACAGGGUGAAGAGACGGCCGAGCUGGGGCUCGAUGGGGACGGGUUGGCAGGGUCUUCGAAGGAGAUGGAUGAUCCGCUUGGAUUGAGGAACAAGCUCGCAAUCCCGAGGGAUAUGGAUAUACAUGAGGUCACGCCGACAUUACUCUCCUCCAAGACCUUCUCCCCAUCGGCUUUUCUAUCGCUCCACCACCCCGAUGCAUCGUUCCAGGAUCUUCACUAUGGAGUGGAACAUCUCCGGAGAAACGUCGAAUCCAAGGGCGAAGAGGUCAGGAUCCUCGUAGAGAGGGAGUUUGGCAGGUUUGUCGGGGUCAAGGGGAGCAACGACGCCGUAUACCGGGAUAUGCAGCUGGAUAUGUUGGCGGACGGAACGGACCACGGGACAAGAGAGACACGAGAGAUUAUCAAGAUCACAUCUCAUAAAGCCGAGACGAUCUUUCUACCGCUACUCUCCAAUGCUUUGAAGGCACAGAAGCUGAAAUCUACAGCAGGAGUUUUUGAGCAGAGCAAGUUUCUAUUCGGAUUGCCGAGGAAUCUGAGGAUGUAUAUGCGAGCGGGUAAAUAUGACGCUGUCCUGCGUGACUACAACAAGGGCCUUUAUCUACGAGAUACCCGACCGAAUCAGUUGUUGCCAAUCGGCAGUACUGCCGGUGAGGCCAAUCCAGCUGUCGACAAGGCCGAUGGGUCUGCCCUGUCCGAAAUCCAGGUACAGGCGAGACGAGAGCAGCAGAAACGCGUGUUCGACAAGAUCUGGAGCGAGGUGGAAAAGAUCAUGGAUGAGAUGAGGAUGAGGUUGGAGAGUGGUCUGAGAAAUUCCAAUGGCAAGAAUGUGGAGGAUAUUGAGAAGAAUAUCGAGAUCCUCCUCGAGCUCAAGCCCAAGGAGGACCCAGUAUGGGUUUACCUUGAUUCGUGUCAUUACCAGAUCAUGGACAAACUCAAGAUCGUUUACGCCAACCAAAUGAAGAAUGUCGAAACUGUUCGACAGGAAGUUGUGCGGAAGAACUUUGACGAGUAUCAGGGUGCGAACAACCUUCGGCGAUGUGUUGCCAGAUUGACUAGACAACAGGGUGACGCUUUCAUCUCCAAAUCUGCGGGACACGAAGAAUGGCAGGCAAUAACUCAUUUGGUCAACAGGCUAUCCACUGUUCUCAUGGACCGCUUGCCCGAUUUCUGGCGCAUCGCCAAAGGCCAUAUGGAGGGCAAAUAUACAAAGCAUAAAGGCCAGAGUCGUAGACAACUCGGACAGGCUCGAACAAUGACCAUCGAAAUUAUCAAGCUCUACGUCUCAUGCAUCAGCCAAUUUUUCACCCUCUCAGAUGUUGCAAUCGCAUCAUCGCCCAACAAUCCCACAGCCAGCGAACCUCCAGACUUUUUGCCCCAGCAUUCUAAUUCGAUCACAACUUGUCAUUUUGCGUCCCGCGUGCUAGCCGAAAUCGUCGAGACGGCAAGCGAGCUUGAGGGUAUCGGUGGAACAUUGGAUGGUGAACGGGCCGGCAGCCAGAUGGAGGUUCGCAAUGUUCUCAAAAAUUUCGUUGAGAGCUGCCGGUGGAGAUUCGAGGAAGCUAUCUGCACAACAUGGUCGAAAGAUGCAAAGUCUUUCUUCCACCUUGAGGGAUGGAAUUUGAGUGCGACAGAUUCGUCGACCACAACAUAUCUGGAGUGUAUAGCUGCUAUGCAGAGACAUAAUGCAACCGUAGCAUGGCAGAUAGCUGGAGGAUCCAUAGAAGCUGGCGCGUCAAAGGGCACGGUACCCCAGGUCUUCAUCACCAAGAUCAAGAAUGCGUUCUUCGACUCGCUAUACUACCUCCUGGAUGGGCUGGUGCACCUCGCCUUUUCGGAUGACGAACCACUACUGGUAUCCGAAUUUGAUCCGGAAGGCGGGGCUUCACGGCAUAACGACAAAGACGCACGGGUACUGCUGACUAUCAGCAACCUAAGCCAUCUCAAAACGAUAAUGCUGCCUUCCUUUAUGACCAAAUUUGAGAACAUGUAUGGAACAUCAACAAGUGCCGAUCGGGAGACGCUGGACGAAGUCGUUGAGCAGCUGGACAAGAUUCUGUUCGACGACUUUAUCAAGCGCAAGGCCGAAAGGCUCCUCGAUAUAACGCAGAAAGGAUUGAUCCAGAGUGGAACCGCAUGGGCUGAAGGGCCGAAACCUACAGAGGUUCGCCCUUACCUAUUGAACAACCUGCUAUCCCUGGUCCAUGUUCAUUCACAGGUCAACGGUAUAACACCUGGUCUCGUCGAGAGAGUCCUUCGAGCGCUUCUGUUUGAGCUUGGAACGAUCUUGCUGGAGUGCUUGAGGCAGAUACCAAGACUGGGAAUGGGUGGAAUGUUGCGGGCCACUCUCGAGGUGGAGCUUCUUCACCAGACAUUGAUGCAAUACGUCACGGAUCAAGCUACAGUUGUGCUCAAUAACAUUUACGAGGCCAUAUCUCAGGCGUACUCACGUAAAUCGAGCGAGGAUGAAUUGGAGCAAGAGCUGGAGAAUCUCAAGAAAGUUCUAUAUGAUUGUCGCAGAGCGACCGGAGUCGAGUUUGUUUGUUUCAAGCCGACCAAACUGUAGUCAUGUUACGUAUGCCUACUACCCAGGGAAUACAAGCUGCAUUUGCUGUGGCCGCCCAAUCUUCGGUGGAA